CCCCUCUCCUCCUUCCCCUUCCCGCCACCAUGGCGGCCGCCUCCGCCGCGGCCGCCUCAACCGUGUCCGCGAUCUCCAACCACGUUGCCGCCGGGCACCUUUUCGCUGCCAUCGACGCCCUCCCGGCGUGCUUUAGCUCCUCCUUGCUCCCGGCCUCGCUUUACACCUCGCUCCUCAGCCUGGCCACCUCCCGCCGCUCCCUCGCUGCCGCCCGCCGCGUCGCCUCCCACCUGGCCUCCUCUUCGUCAUCUGUCCCUUCCACCUCGCGCUCAUCCAUUCCAACCUUCCUCUUCAACCGCGCCAUCGAGUCGCUCGCUGCCUGCGGCAGCCUCGCCGACGCGCGGGAGCUGUUCGACGCAAUGCCGCGCCGGGACGGCGGUUCUUGGAACGCCAUCAUCUCCGCCGCGUCCCGCGCCGGGAACCCGGCAGAGGCGUUAUCCCUCUUCGCCCACAUGAGCUCUGUUGGCAUUCGCCCCAAGGACGUCACACUGGCAUCAGUGCUUGCCUGUUGUGCUGAGUGCCUUGACCUGCGUGGUGCACAGCAGCUCCACGGUCAUAUCGCGAAGAGGGACUUUCAGUCCAACGUGAUUCUAGGCACGGCACUAGUUGAUGUGUACGGAAAGUGCCUCGUGCUUGCUGAUGCAAAGCGGGCAUUUGAUGGCAUACUGCAACCUAAUGACAUUUCAUGGAAUGUAAUAAUAAGGAGAUAUCUUCUCGCUGGGAUGGGCGACAUGGCAGUUCAGAUGUUCUUCAGGAUGGUACGGGCUGGAGUUAGGCCACUGGUUUAUACUGUCACACAUGCAAUGCUUGCUUGCCGGGAUAACUGUGCACUUAGAGAAGGGAGGUGCAUACAUAACUUUGUGCUCCGACAUGGGUAUGAGCACCACGUACAUGUGCGCAGCUCAGUCGUAGACAUGUACGCAAAGUGUGGCGACGUUGAUGCAGCGCAAAGGCUCUUCAACCUGGCACCAAUGAAGGACGUGGUGAUGUCCACUUCAAUUGUGUCAGGAUUGGCUGCUUGUGGGAGGAUUGCUGAUGCAAAGCGGGUGUUUGAUAGCAUGGAAGAACACAAUUUGGUAUCCUGGAAUGCAAUGUUGACCGGCCAUGUCAGGUCCAUGGAUCUGACUGGUGCUUUAGAUUUGUUCCAGCAGAUGAGGCAGGAGACAAAAGAGCUUGAUGCUGUUACACUUGGAUCUGUGCUCAAUGCCUGUACAGGCCUUCUUGACCUCGGGAAAGGUGAGGAGCUCCACGCGUUCGCUUUCAAGUGUGGUUUGUUCAGUUAUCCGUUUUUGAUGAAUGCACUUGUGAGGAUGUAUUCCAAAUGUGGAUGCUUGAGGAGUGCAGAACAGCUUCUUCUAUUUGACAUGGGGUCACAGAGAGACCGAUACUCCUGGAACUCACUGAUCUCAGGUUACGAACGUCACUCCAUGAGUGAAGCAGCUCUGCAUGCUUUACGUGAGAUGCAAUCCGAGGCAAUACCUAGCCAGUCCACGUUCAGCUCUGCGCUUGCAGCCUGUGCAAACAUAUUUCUGCUUAAGCAUGGGAAGCAGAUUCAUGCAUACAUUAUCAGAAACGGGUAUGAGAUUGAUGAUAUACUGCGAAGUGCACUGGUUGAUAUGUAUUCCAAGUGUAGGCUGUUUGAUUACUCCACCAGGGUCUUUGAGUCGGGAUUAUCUCAGGACGUUAUCCUGUGGAAUUCUAUGAUCUUUGGAUGUGCUUACAAUAGUAAAGGUGACUAUGGGCUUGAAUUGUUUGAUGAAAUGCGGAAGAAGGGGAUUAGGCCUGACUCUGUCACUUUCCUUGGUGCUCUGGUUUCAUGUAUCUGUGAGGGGCAUGUUGGAAUGGGGAGGAGUUAUUUCACUCUGAUGACUGAUGAGUAUAGCAUCAUCCCUCGCAUGGAGCACUAUGAGUGCAUGAUCGAACUGUUGGGGAAGCAUGGAUACAUGGUUGAGCUAGAGGAUUUCGUGGAUCAUAUGCCCUUCGAACCAACAACUGCUAUGUGGCUCAGGAUCUUCGACUGCUGCAGGGAAUACAGGAACAGAAAAUUAGGGGAGAGGGCUGCUCAGCGCAUCAACGAAAGCAAUCCCCUGACUCCAGUUAGAUUUGUGGAGUCUGCUCCUGACUAUGAGUGCAGUGACAGUGAUGAUGUUGAUGAGUCCAUGCCAUUCUCCUAGGCGGACAAAAUUGGUGAGGAUCAAAAUUCAAACUGUGAGCCAUGAGACUGAUUUUUCUGUGGCUGAGUCGCUGAGAAGCUAAAUUGGCAAUCUAUUAGAAGUCAUAUACUUGAAUAUGACCCUUUAGCUGCCUUUAAGCUGCUAGGAUCACCGUUGAGGAUACCCUGCUAAGGAAGGCAUUCAAGCUGAAUGCUGAGCUCAUAUUCUGAUUGACUGAUAAUUGAUGCCUAUCGAGGCUCCAAAUCUUCCUCUGCUGUCCUGUGGGUUCGAGUCGGGUCACAAUGUAGUUAACAAGUGUGAAAUCACAUAGCACUGAAUUUCCCAAUUCCAGGCUUCACAUUCAGCAACUCAUCUGCACCUCGACUUAAGUAAGACUACCGCCCUCGAGUUGAAGCUUGCUCUACAAUGAGAACUCUCGGAGAGCAAAUGGCAGUCCUUCAGAGGUAGGAAGAUGCCGAGGCAGUUGUCUGACGCCUUACUGUUGGUCUAUGCUUAUGCGUAGCUUUUUUUUUUUAAAAAAGUACAGUUGGCACCUUGUAUCUGGUGCCCUGCAUGUCAACUGUAAAUAUCUUUGCUCCCUCUAUAGAAAGAGUAACUGCUGUUCCGAACGCUGAAUCUCUGCAUAAAGCGGAAAGGAUUGUAAUAUGCUAUGCAAGAUUUAUCUGAAACCCCCAAAUACAGUAAUGUUAACAUGGAUGAUGAGAUUAAUA
Panicum hallii is the source of this 2884-nucleotide messenger RNA. Its product is annotated as pentatricopeptide repeat-containing protein At3g26540. The coding region runs from base 30 to 2174 and encodes 714 amino acids. The record is from RefSeq and is a predicted model, not a curated record. Lineage: Eukaryota; Viridiplantae; Streptophyta; Magnoliopsida; Poales; Poaceae. The transcript has a single exon. Gene Ontology annotation, molecular function: protein binding; RNA binding. Gene Ontology annotation, biological process: RNA modification.